Messenger RNA from Uloborus diversus, 27400 nucleotides. Its product is annotated as twitchin-like. Gene Ontology annotation, biological process: protein phosphorylation. Lineage: Eukaryota; Metazoa; Arthropoda; Arachnida; Araneae; Uloboridae. Gene Ontology annotation, molecular function: ATP binding; protein kinase activity; protein binding. The record is from RefSeq and is a predicted model, not a curated record.
GUCUUAUUCGAAUGUAUCGUCGCUGCUUAUCCGAGACCAGAUGUUGUGUGGUAUUUCAACGACAAAGUUAUUGCCAAAAAUGACAAGUUUUCCCUACACUCACGGGACCUGACUUCUUGCAGAUUCUUUCUAUCCUUGUCCAUUCACGAUCCAGAGGACGAAGAUUCAGGCGUGUAUAAAAUCUCAGUGACCAAUAAAAAUGGAAAUGCCAUCGGAUCCAUUUUCGCAAAUUUCAAAGUGGAAGAAGAAGAACUUCCGGACCAAAAAGCCCCCGUGUUCAAGAAGAAGCCCGCCAUCCGGCAGGAGGAGGAUGGCGAGCGUCUUCUCUUCGAAUGCGUCAUCGAGGCCAACCCCGUCCCGACCAUUUCCUGGUUCCGAGACGAAAAGCCCGUCACAGAGACAGACAGGAUCAAGCUGAAAUGUGAUCGCAAAGGAAACGAAUCCCACUGUGCACUCGUUAUUGAUGACGUAGACGAAGACGAUGGCGGCAAAUACAAAGUUACAGCCAAGAACAAAUUGGGAGAGAGUAGUGCAACGAUCAACCUUAACUUCGACACCGAAGAAGAGGAAGAAGAAGUGGGUAAACCUGUGUUCGUCGGAAAGCCCCUCAUUAAACAAAGCCCCGACUUCAACAGUAUCAUAUUCGAAUGUCAGCUGACGGCCGAUCCCAAGCCCACGCUGCAAUGGUUCCACAACGGCAAGGCCAUAAACGAUGGCGGCCGGUACAAGUCCCUCAUCAAGCCAUCUGCAGCAGGAUUUGUGGUCACCCUCGAAGUAGCCCAAGUGGGUGCCGCUGAUGGCGGAGAAUACAAAGUUACUGCUAAGAAUUCCAUAGGAGAGGGAUCUGCAACGAUCAAUCUCAAUUUUGAAGGUGAUGCCAGUAAAAAAAUUCCAGGGGGCAAGGCUCCCCGCUUUCCAAAGAAGCCCGCAAUCAAGCAGGAAGGAGACUCUUUGUGCCUGGAAGUGGUUCUAGAAGCACAUCCCUUCCCGAAAAUCCUCUGGUUCCUGGGCAACAAAGAAGUGAAGGAAGGACCCAGGCACAAAAUUAAGAAAAAGGAGGUUUCCAAAGAUACUUAUUUGUUGUCAUUAGAAAUUUUGGAUCCAGAGCCUGAAAAUGACGGUGGAACGUACCGCUGCAAUGCUGUCAACGAAUUAGGUGAAAGCAACGCCAAUAUUGCUUUAAAUCUUCAAGGCGAAGAAGAAGGACCGUCUUUCUCCCAGAAGCCUAAAAUCAUUCCAAAAGAAAAUGGCAAACUAAUCCUCAUGGAGUGCCAUGUCAAGUCCAAGUCAGCACUUCGCGUCACGUGGUUCCAGGGAAACAAGACAGUUCAAGAGUCAAUCCGCAUCAAGACAUCCGUAGUCGAGCUUAGAGGCAACGAGUACAAAGUUGCCCUAGAAAUCAGAGAUCCUUCCUCCAAAGAUGGCGGAAUCUACAAAUGCAACAUCAAAAACGACGAAGGAGAAAUCAACGCCAACUUGAAUUUGAACAUUGAAGGAGACCGUAUAGAGGGUGAUGCGCCCACGUUUGUAGAGAAGCCAAAAAUAAUUUCUGAGGAUGACGGCAAAAGAAUCAUCAUGGAAUGCAAAGUCAAGGCCAAUCCGAAGCCGACAAUUACGUGGAUUUUAGACGGUGUCGCAAUCAAGGAAACUUCGAGGAUCGUUCAGACGGUGAAACAAGAAAAAGACGUGUACACAAUUAGACUCGAAUUGAAGAAUCCGGAACUUACUGACGCCGGUCUAUAUAAAUGUAACGUUAAGAAUGUUGCCGGAGAAAGCAAUGCUAAUCUCACCCUGAACAUUGAAUUGGCUCCCGUGAUCCGAGAAAAACCGAAAGUUAUUCGCAGGGAGAAAGAAGAGAAGGUGGUGAUCGAAUGCCACGUGAAAUCGAACGCACAGCCAGAGUGCAUCUGGUUCAAGGAAAACAGCGUGGUCAAGCAAGAUUCCAAGCACAAGGUCCAAAUUCGCAAGGUGGAGAAGGGAGAGUACGCGGUGAUGUUGGAGAUCGAGAAACCGUCGGCACAGGACAAGGGCUUGUACAAGCUGCAGGCCAAAAACGAGAAAGGUGUCAUCGCCUCGGAGCCCAUCAAAGUCACACUCGAGGAUGAACCGAAAAAACCAGAAGAAGAAAAAAAGGAAAAAGAUAAAACUGCUUUAGAAAAGAAAGAAGAGAAGAAGACAUUAGAAAAGAAAGAAGAGAAGAAGACUUUAGAAAAGAAAGAGGAAAAGAAAACGCUAGAAAGGAAAGAAGAGCAAAAAGAAACUACAAAGAAAGUUCUAGAAAAGAAGGAAGAGCAGAAAGAAGUGACGAAAAAAGUUACAGAGAAAAAGGAAGAACAAAAAGAUGUAAAGAAGACUUUGGAAAAGAAAGAAGAGCAGCAAGAGAUAAAGAAAACGACUGAAAAGAAAGAAGAACAAAAAGUUACAACUAAAACUCAGCUAGAGAAAAAAGAGGAACAAAAGCAAAUUGGCUUGAAGAAGUUAGAGCAAAAAGAAGAAGUAACAAAGAAAACGGAAGAAAAAGUUUCUGCUUUGAAAAAAGAAGAAAUUGCAAAGAAAACUGAAGUAGAGAAGAAAGAAGCAGAGAAGAAAGUUGUCGAAACACAAAAGAAGGACUCCGCUGCUAAAGUAUCUGAAACGAAAACGGAGCAAAAAGAAGUUACAAAACUUGGGACAGCAAAGGUGGAACAAAAAACGGAGGAUAUUCGGAAAGGAAUCGACAAGAAGGAAGUGGACACUAAAGUUAUGGAUAAGAAAGACAAAGAGGCAGUCCGUAAGGAAGAAGAAGAAGCAAAAUCGCCCUUCAAAAAACCAGUAAGAAAAGUGCCUCCCAAAGAAGUUGAACCUCCGAAAGAAGAAUUAGGAAAGAUAGUUCUCAAGAAAAGAACUGGAAAUCCGCCCAAGUUUACAAAACUUAUGGAAUCACUGAAUGUUAAUGUUGGAAAAUCUGCGGAGUUUACUUGCGAAAUAGAGUCAAAAGAAAGGGCCACCGUCAAUUGGUACAAGAACAAGAUCAAAAUAGACGAGCCCCGGCAUUACAAGAUCACGUUCGAAGGGAAAGUGGCUUCCCUCUUCAUACAGAGGACGACCCUGGAUUUUAGUGGCGUAUACACUUGCGAGGCCAUCAAUCAGUUUGGGAAGGAUGAAAUAUCUGCCACUCUCUUCGUCAUUGAGCCUGGCAUGAAAAUGCCAGAACUGAAGGACAUUGAGCGAGGAAAAGCUACACCUUUAGAACCAAUGCCUGUUUUCGAAGAAGCUGCUCCAGAAAAGAAAACUGCCGAGGUUAAGAAAGUUGUGAAAAAGAAGAAAAAGGUUCCCGGUAAGGCCGAUGAAGAGGAAGAAGAAGAACCUUCAAAGGUCCCCUCCAAAAAGGAGGAGGUUCCGGAAAUCGCAACAGACGAUCAAGGAGGCAAGAAAGCUGGGAGGUCUCCUGUGACCAUUGUUAAGGAGGCUACACCGGAACCUACUGUAGGGAAGGAUUCCCUGGAACCUCCAGGAGGUCCUAGCAGCAGAAGAGGCUCAGGAACAUUGUUGACUUUUACACCUCCCACUCAAAGAAGAGGGUCAAUUACACUUAUUGCUGAUGAGAAAGGGCUUCUUACGGAUGAUAAAGGAAAUGUUAAGAAGCUUAGACCAGGAGAAGUUUUGGAAGUGCGACAAAAGAGAAAGACAAGUACAGACAUGAGGAGAGCUAGCGUAUCUGAAAUCGAAGAACGCGUUGACAAACCUUCAACACCUCUUCGAAACGUUCCAGAAGAUGAGGAAUGCCCACCAACUAUUGUGGAUUACCAGGAAAAUGUAACAGCGGUUGAAGGAGCGACGGCGUAUCUGAGCGUCCAGGUGGAGGGAAACCCAGCUCCCGAGUUCCGUUUCUACAAGGGAGAAUCCGAGAUCUUCGAGGGAGGUCGUUACAAGAUCGUCACAGACGGACAGACGAAUUCCGUGUAUUUCUGCAUACGGAAAGCCAAAUCCGCCGACGAAGAUCGGUACAAGGUCGUGGCCUACAAUAAACUCGGAGAGGACAGCAUCGAAAUGAGCUUGUUCGUGUCCGAUGAGAGUGGAAUGGACUUUAGAUCCAUGCUGAAGAGAAGACAAUAUGCUAAAUGGGGACGAGGAGAUGAGGAUCCAAACUGGGGUGGACUGAAACCCGGAGAACAAGAAAGGAGACCUUCCAUUGGGGAUCUCAAAAAAGCAGAUUUUUUCGUCAAGAAGCUUGAAAACCAGCACGUGAAAGAAGGCAAGGACAAGAAGGUCCGUUUCGAGGCCGUCUUUUCUCGCAGCAAUGUCAAGGCCAAGUGGUUCAAGAACAAGCAAGAGAUCUACAUGGGGAAGCGGUACCACCUCACCGCCCAAGGAGAUCUGUACGUACUGGAGAUCAAUUUCCCGACCAUGGACGAUGAAGCAAAGUACACCAUCCAAUUAAAUGAAGCCAGCAGUUCAGCCUUCCUGGAAGUCGAUGCUCCUGAUCCCGUAUACAAAAUUAUCAAGAAAUUACCUGCCAGACUAGAGCAAUACACGACGAAGGAGGCAGUAUUGGAAUGUACUUGCAACUCUUCCAAAGCACCCGUGAAAUGGUACAAAGGCGACAAGCAAAUCGAGUCCAGUGAUAGGUACCUUUUAGAAACAGAUUCCUUCGGACAUAAGACACUCAAAAUCCAGAACUGCCGGCUCACUGAUACCGGAGAAUAUACUUGCAAAAUUAAUGAGGAGGAAAAGACUACAACUAAGCUCACUAUUACAGAGCAACAGUUUGAGUUUACACGACCUUUAAAGAGCAUGAAAGUGAUGGAGAAGGAAAAAGUAGUACUUGAGUGCGAGGUUGAUGAGUACGACGCAACUGUAAAAUGGUUUAAAGGUGACGUUGAGCUGGUCAAAAGCAAAGACAAGAAGUAUGAUAUAACGCAAGAAGGCCGUAAACGAAGAUUGAUAAUAAAGACUGCCAAACUGGCUGACGAAGGUGAAUAUACGUGUAAAACGAACGCAGAUACAACAACAGGAGAACUUAUCGUCGAACCUUCCAACAGAUUUGUCAAAAAGCUGAAGGACCAAUCAGUGGUUGAACGUGACCAAGUUAUUCUGGAGGUGGAAUUGAUGGAUAAGAAAGCUCCAGCAGAAUGGUACAAGGAUGGACAACCCAUCAAACCCGGAAAUAACAUUUCGAUCAAACCUUUGGGUGAUGGCAGGCACCAGCUCAUCAUCACCAACUGUCAAAUUGAUGACGCUGGUGAAUAUGAGUGCAGAAGCAAAGAACUCUCCACUAGCGGCAGGCUAGCUGUUGGCGAAGGUGAAAAGCCUCCCAAAAUAAGCAGAGACAAAACCGAAUUCGCAGGAGAUGCUAAUAAGCCUUUAACUGCAGAAAUUCCUUUCACAAUUCCUGGAACUAAAGUCUCGGACAUCGCGGCAAAACUGAUGAGGAAUGGCAAACCAGUGGUCAUGGGCAAGGACAUCGAGGUGACCGUGAGAAAUGACAAAGUCGUCAUCAUCUUCAGAAAACCUCCGAGGGACGCCAGCGGGGACUACGAGCUCUGCCUCUCGAAUGCCACUGGAGAGGACAAGAUGAAGCUGAAUUUCAACUUCUUAGACGUUCCGCAGCCACCACAGGGUCCUUUGGACGUGACUGAAAUCUUCCGAGACCGUUGCAAACUAUCUUGGAAGCCACCCUUGGACACUGGAGGCAUGCCUUUGAGCCACUAUAUGGUCGAGAUGCAGGAUACAGGAUCCAGAGGAGGCUGGAUUGAGAUUGGAACGUCAGAGACCCCCGAUUUUAAUGUGACUGGACUCGUCAACAAGAAGGAAUACAAAUUCCGCGUGAGGGCAGUCAACAAGAAGGGGGCUUCAGACCCGUUGGCUUGUGCUAAGCCGAUCAUCGCUAAGGAUCCUUACGAUGAGCCUUCCAAACCCGGAAAUGUGGAAGUCACUGAUUGGGACUUGGACAUGGUGGAACUUCAAUGGACCGCUCCUGAGAAAGAUGGCGGAUCUCCCAUAUCUGCUUAUGUUAUUGAAUACAAAGACAAAUUCUCCAAAGAGUGGUCCAAAGGGGCAGAAUUGCCAGCCACAGCUUUGAAAGGAAGGGUGGAAGGAUUGAAGGAAGGGGUGCAAUACGAGUUCCGAAUUAAAGCUAUCAAUAAAGCAGGACCAGGAGAACCUAGUGACCCCACGAAACCCAUUAUUGUUAAAGCCCGCUUUGUUAAACCUUUCAUUAUCGGUGACGACUUGAGGAACAUCGUCGUCAAAAAAGGACAAGUGAUCAAGUAUGACAUUAAUAUUGGAGGCGAACCCCCACCGGACAUAAAAUGGGACAUAAACGGCACGGAGAUAAGUGGUUCUAAAAGAAUUUCCAUAGAUAAAUCAGCCAGAAAUACCAUUUUGACAAUUAAAGAUGCCGAAAGAGCAGAUGGAGGGAAAUUGACGCUCACAUUAACAAAUACCGUUGGUUCUUGUUCUGCUAAUGCUGAUGUAGUAGUCUUGGACAAACCGGCUCGACCUGCCGGUCCAUUGCAGAUAUCAGAAGUGAAGGCAGAGAGGGCGGUGAUCGUUUGGGACACCCCGAAAGACACAGGUGGAAGCGAGAUCGAAGGGUACAUCAUUGAGAAGCAAGAUGCAGAGACGGGCAGGUGGAUUCCCGCCGGAGAGUGUGGACCCCACGAUCGGAAAUUCACUGUGGAACCCCUGGUUCCCAAGAAGAAAUAUAACUUCCGUGUGAAGGCCAAGAACAAAGAGGGAGAAUCCGAACCUCUCACUUCGGAUAAGCCUGUCCUUGCCAAGAAUCCGUACGAUGAACCUGAUAAACCUGGAAAACCAGAAAUUGUCGACUAUGAUAAUACUAUGGUCGACUUGAAGUGGUCAGCUCCAUCUAACGACGGUGGCGCCCCCAUCACUAACUACGUCGUUGAAAUGAAAGAUAAGCUAAGUAACGACUGGAAAGAGGUUUUGAAAACAGACAACGACAAAUGUCAAGCAAAAGUAUCCAACUUGCAAGAAAAUGCCAGCGUUCAGUUCAGGAUUAAAGCCAUCAACAAAGCUGGUCCAUCAGAGCCAAGUUCAGAAACUCCUCUACAUAUUGUCAAGCACAGAAAUCUGAAACCAUACAUUGAUCGCACCAACUUGAACAACGUAGUCAUGAAAGUGGGUCGAUCUCAUAAGUUCGAAGUCGACAUCCGGGGUGAACCACCACCGAAAGUCGUCUGGACGUUCGGAGAUGAUGUCAAGCUGUCCAACAAUGACAACAUCAAGAUCGACAACAGAGACUAUCAUUCUGACAUUUAUUUGAAUAAACUAACGCGGAAACAUUCAGGGAAAUAUGUCAUCACAGCCACCAAUACUAAUGGGAAAGACAGCGUAACGGUGGAUGUCACUGUUUUGGGCACACCAUCAAAACCGGAAGGACCACUAAAGGUAUCAGAUGUCCAUAAAGAAGGCUGCAAGUUGAAAUGGAACAAGCCCAAAGAUGACGGCGGCUUGCCCAUCAAACAAUACGAGAUUGAGAAACUCGAUAAAGAAACCGGCAGAUGGACACGGUGUGGGAAGACAGAAGAACCAGAAUUCGAAGUGACUGGAUUGACCCCUGGUAAAGAGUACUUGUUCCGUGUAGUAGCCACAAAUGAGGAAGGAGAAUCAGAACCUUUAGAGACACUGGAGCCCAUACUGGCAAAGAAUCCCUAUGACGAACCUGGAAAACCAGGAACCCCGCAGAUUGUGGACUACGACAACAUAAAAGUUGAUCUAAAAUGGGACAAGCCCAAAUCAGAUGGUGGAGCACCGAUUAGUAAAUAUAUCAUCGAGAAGAAGUUGAAGUCAAGUCCCGAGUGGGAAAAAGCCCUAGAGGUCCCUGGAACUACAUUGCAGACUGACGUGGCGGAUCUCAAAGAAAGACAGGAAUACCAGUUCCGGGUAAUUGCCGUGAAUAAAGCUGGUCCCAGUGAACCCAGCGAUGCCACCAAGAUGCAUCUUGUUAAACACAGAAGACUGAAACCAUAUAUUGACCGAAGUAAUUUGGACACGAUCACUGUGAAGAAAGGUAAAGUGAUUAAACUAGAAGUGAACGUCAGAGGAGAACCACCCCCGACAAUUACAUGGAAAAUUAAAGAUAAAGUGGUAAAGACAGCCGACAACGUGGAGGUCGUGAGUGAAGAUUAUAAGACUCGAAUCACUAUCAAUGAUGCCCAACGUAAGGAUACUGCGUUGUACACCAUCUUUGCCGAAAAUGAAGUCGGAAAAGAUCAAGCUGAUGUAGAAUUUGUUGUGUUGGCUGCUCCUAGCAGACCAACAGGUCCUCUGAAAGUCAGCGAUGUCACAGCCAAGGGCUGCAAACUUAAAUGGUCCAAACCCGAAGAUGACGGCGGUAAACCGAUAGCAGGUUACGCAGUGGAAAAGUUGGAUACUUCCACAGGAAACUGGGUGCCCGUUGGACGAACGGAUGUGCCAGAAAUGGACGUAACAGGACUCACACCUGGGAAAGAAUAUCAAUUCCGAGUCAAGGCCAUCAAUCCCGAAGGAGAAUCGGAGCCGCUGGUCACUGACAGGUCUACGCUCGCCAAGAAUCCUUAUGACGAACCAGGUGCACCAGGAACUCCAGAAAUUGUGGACUGGGACGAAAACCACGUCGACCUCAAAUGGACUCCGCCGAAGAACGACGGUGGAGCCCCUAUCACUGGAUACAUAGUGGAGAAGAAGGAACGCUAUGGACCAGGCUGGGAACCAUGCUUGACGACGCAGGGUCCUAAACCAGAAGGGAAAGUCCCAGAUUUGACCUAUGGUAACAAUUACCAGUUCCGUGUCCGAGCCGUCAACAAAGCUGGACCCGGGGAACCCAGUGAACCAACUAAGUCACAUACUGCUAAGCCACGAUACUUGGCACCAAAAAUCGUUCGUGACAACAUGCAGCAGACAGUGGUGCGAGCGGGACAGAGUGUCAAACUGGACGUUGAAGUCAUUGGUGAGCCUGCUCCGACUUGCACUUGGACUUUUGCCGGAAAACCACUACAGGGAGAGUCCGUCAAAGUUGACAAUGAAGAGUAUAUGACUCAUCUGAACAUCAAAAAUGGAGUACGGAAACAGUCCGGUAAAUACAAAUUGACAGCCGUUAACAGUUCCGGAAAAGACGAGGAGGAAGUGGAGAUUGUAUUUUUGGACAAACCAUCCAAACCGGAGGGUCCUUUGGAAGUGUCAGAUGUCCAUGCCGAAGGUUGCAAACUCAGUUGGAACAAGCCAAAAGAUGACGGUGGAUCCCCUAUCACUGGAUACCUCGUUGAAAGAAUGGAUCCUGCAACGGGAAGAUGGAUCCCAGCAGGAAGAGCAGACAAGGACAAGACAGAGAUUCCCAUCUCGGGUCUGGAUCCAGGCAAAAAGUACAACUUCAGGGUCAAAGCCAUCAAUGACGAAGGGGAAUCGGAGCCACUGGAGACAGAGCGAGCAACGUUGGCGAAGAAUCCUUAUGACGAACCAGGCGCACCCGGUAUGCCCGAAAUCAAAGACUACGACACAGAUUUUGUGCAGCUACGCUGGGACCCGCCCAUUCGUGACGGAGGAGCCCCCAUUACAGGCUACAUCGUCGAGAAAAAGGACAAAUACAGUCCAGAUUGGGUGCCCGUCAAGGAAGUGGAGGGAAACAUUCCCCAGGCCAAGGUAACCGGACUGAACGAAGGGGACAAGUACGAGUUCAGAGUCCGGGCAGUCAACAAGGCCGGUCCAGGAGAGCCCAGCCAAUCCACAUCACCACAUUUGGCGAAACCUAAGAACCUGAAGCCCAGGAUCGACAGAACUAAUUUGAAGAACAUUAUCAUCAAAGUAGGGCAAAUGGUCAACUUUGAUGUGGAUAUCAUUGGAGAACCGCCACCUAAAGUGCAGUGGCGUUUUGGGCCAAAGAACAUUGAAGACUGUGACCUGUACCAAAUAAAUAACGUAGAUUACAACAGCAAGUUCUGUUUGCCGAAAGCAACAAGGAAAGAUACGGGAAAGUACUACAUUACCGCAACCAAUGAGUCCGGAAGUGACGAAGCGGAAGUAGAAAUUACUGUUUUGGGUAAGCCCAUGCGUCCAAACGGUCCUUUGGAGGUCUCUGACGUCACCAAAGAGGGAUGCAAUUUGAAGUGGAAAAAACCAGACGAUGAUGGAGGCUCUCCGAUUGAGUAUUAUGAAGUUGAAAAGAUGGACUGUGAGACUGGCCUGUGGGUGCCUGCCGGUCGUUCCACCGAACCUAAAUUUGACGUCAAAAACCUGGUGCCUGGCAAGAACUAUAAAUUCCGUGUAAGAGCUGUCAAUAAGGAAGGAGACUCUGACGAAUUGCAAACAGAAAAAUCAACUUUGGCCAAGAAUCCUUUCGAUGAACCAGGUAAACCUGGAAGACCUGAGCCGACAGAUUGGGAUAACGAUCACGUGGACCUAAAAUGGACCGCACCACAAUCUGAUGGCGGCGCCCCCAUUACUGGUUAUGUAAUAGAAAAGAAAAAGAAAGGAACUUAUAAAUGGCACAAAGCGAAGGAAACUGCUGGACCUGUCACCAAUGCUACUGUGCCCGACCUGGAGGAGCGAGAGGAAUAUGAGUUUAGAGUGAUCGCGGUCAACAAAGCUGGUCCUAGUGAACCUAGCGAUCCAUCUAGGACAGUCAUAGCUAAACCAAGAUCAUUGGCUCCAAGAAUCGAUAGGACCAACCUCCAAAAUCUGGUCAUCAAGGCAGGAAAUGUUAUCAAACUGGAUGCGGACGUUAAGGGAGAACCACCACCGAAAAUCACUUGGUCAUUUAAAGGACAACCUAUAGUUUCUGGCGAGAAAAUCAAAAUUGACAAUGAAGAAUAUCAUACGCUCUUCAUCCUAACGAAGACACAACGAUCGGACACUGGCAAAUAUACAGUUACUGCUGUGAACGAUGCUGGUAAAGAUGAAGUCGAAGUGGAAAUUACAGUUUUAGGUAAACCAAGCAAACCUAAAGGACCGUUAGAAGUUUCGGAUGUUCAUGCGGAAGGUUGCAAGCUCAAAUGGGACAAACCGGAAGACGACGGGGGUCAGCCCAUCAAGGAGUACGUCGUCGAAAAAAUGGACACAGACACCGGAAGGUGGAUUCCAGUCACAACAACGAGGGAACCAGGAGCAGAAAUUUCUGGUUUAAUACCUGGAAAAGAGUAUAAGUUCCGAGUGAAGGCGGUAAACCCAGAGGGCGAGUCCGAACCUCUGGAAACAUCCACUGGAACGGUUGCCAAGAAUCCCUUUGAGGAACCAGGAAAACCAGGCAAGCCAACUGCGAAAGACUGGGGCAAGCAUUACGUAGAUCUUGCCUGGACACCACCUGAGAGUGAUGGCGGAGCCCCCAUCAACAGUUAUGUGAUCGAAAAGAAGGACAAGUACAGCACGAAGUGGCAGAAGGCAACCGAAACCAUUGGGGACAAGCCUGAAGCUCGAGUUUCAGACCUCAUCGAGGGCAUGGAAUACCAGUUUAGGGUUCGGGCCGUCAACAAGGCAGGACCGAGUGAGCCCAGUGAUCCUAGCUCACCUGUUAUUGCAAAGCCACGUUUCUUGGCUCCUCAAAUAUCCGGCCUGAAGGAUCUGACAGUGCGCGCAGGCCAGACAAUCCGUUUCGAUGCCAAGGUAAUCGGCGAGCCACCUCCGAAGAAGAUGUGGUUCUUAGAGAAGCAGCAGCUGAAGACGGAGGGCCGGAUGACGCUGGAGAUGGAAGAGUACCGGACCAAGUUGGUCAUAAACACGACCGAGAGGAAGGACAGCGGAGAAUAUCGGCUCUGCGUCGAGAACGCGUCCGGGAAAGACGAAGCAACUGUUUCCUUGCUCGUUUUGGACAAACCCGGUAAACCCAAAGGACCUUUAGAAGUUUCUGACGUCCACGCUGAAGGAUGCAAAUUGAAAUGGAAAGAGCCAGAAGACGACGGGGGAACUCCCAUUGAACACUACGCCGUAGAAAAGAUGGACAUGGGCACGGGGAGAUGGGUUCCCGCAGGCCGAAACAGCAAGCCUGAGCUUAGCCUUUCGAAUCUUAUACCUGGACAAGAGUACAAAUUCCGUGUGAUGGCAGUUAACGCCGAGGGUGAAUCUACUCCUCUGGAAGGUGAAAAAACAGUGGUUGCUAAAAAUCCUUACGAUCCUCCCGGAAAACCUGGAAUUCCCGAGCCAUCCGAUUGGGACAAGGAAUGGAUCGACCUCAAGUGGACCAAACCUAUGAAAGACGGUGGAUCACCAAUCACUGGGUACCUCAUCGAGAAGAAGGAGAAAGACUCUUCGACGUGGUCGAAGGCUGCGCAGAUUGACAAGCCCGUGCUCGAAGGCAGGGUGGAGAAUCUUGUUCCAGGGGAGAGUUAUCAGUACAGAGUUCGAGCCCUCAAUGCCGCUGGUCCCGGGGAGCCCAGCGAUGCUACCAAGGCCAUAGAAGCAAAACCGAGGAAGAUGCCUCCAAGAAUUGACCGCAGAACUCUGAAACCAAUAACAAUCAGAGCAGGACAGCCAUUCAACUUAGACGUCAAGAUUGCCGGAGAACCAGCACCUACCGUCCGUUGGAUGUUGAAAAAUGAACCCGUCCAAGAAAGAUUCGACUUCACUAUUACCAAUGUGCCUUACAAUUCCAAAAUUGACUGCCAGAAGGCAGAGCGGAAAGACAACGGCAUUUACAAAAUCUUCGCUAAUAACCAGCAUGGGCAAGAUCAAGCUGAAGUCGAAAUUACAGUUCUGUCUAGGGCAUCCAAACCAGAGGGUCCACUGGAAGUAUCAGAUGUCACGAAAGACAGUUGCAAACUUAAGUGGAAUAAACCAAAAGAUGAUGGGGGUCAUCCUCUGGAAGGAUACUUGGUGGAAAAACAAGAUCCUGAAUCCGGAAAUUGGGUUCCCGUUGGUCGGACACAUAACCCGGAAAUGGACAUUACUGGACUUACCCCUGGAAAAGCUUACAACUUCCGGGUAAAGGCUCUCAAUCCGGAAGGAGAGUCCGAUCCAUUGGAAACAUACACUCCUGUUAUAGCCAAAGAUCCGUUCAAGGAAUCGGGUGCUCCUGGAAAACCGGAGGUUACAGACUGGAGCAAAGAUCAUGCUGAUCUGAAGUGGACACCACCAGAUAAUGACGGCGGGGCGCCUAUCACAGCCUACGUGGUUGAGAAAAAGGAGAAAGGAAAACCGUGGGAGAAAGCUCUGGAGGUACCAGGAGACAAGCAAAAAGCUACCGUGCCACAUCUCGAAGAAGGAAAGGAAUACGAGUUUAGAGUGGUGCCUAUUAAUAAAGCUGGUCCUGGAGAACCAAGUGAUCCUUCUCAAUCUAUCAUUGCAAAGCCAAGAUUUUUGAGGCCCAGCAUUGACAGAACUAUGUUCGAUGACCUGACGAUUCGCGCCGGACAGCCAAUCAAAUUCGAUGUGAAUGUUUCUGGAGAGCCUGCCCCUACUAUCACGUGGCUUUUUAAUGACAAAGAUUUGAAGAGCGAGACAAGGACUACAGUGGAGAACGUGCCCUACAACACAAAGUUGACCAUGAGAAAAGUGACCAGGGCCGAUUGCGGCAAAUAUACCAUCAAUGCUGUUAACGAGAGUGGCAAAGACACUGCAUCCGUCACAGUUCUGGUCAUUGAUGCUCCAUUAGCUCCGGAAGGUCCUCUUGAAGUGUCGGAUGUGCAUAAAGACGGCUGCAAGUUAAAGUGGAAGAAGCCAAAAGACGACGGAGGCACUCCAAUACAAUGUUACGAAGUAGAGAAAAUGGAUCCCGAAACGGGCACGUGGUUGCCCGUGGGGAAAACCAAAGAACCAGCAAUGGAUGUUACUGGUCUCACUCCUGGGAAAGACUUCAAGUUUAGAGUUAGAGCGGUCAACAAAGAAGGUGAAUCUAAUCCACUGGAGACAACGAAGCCUAUAACUGCGAAGAAUCCUUUCGACGAACCAGGCAAGCCGAGCAAACCCGAAGUGACCGACUGGGACAAAGACCACGUGGAUCUAAAAUGGACUCCUCCCGUUUCGGAUGGUGGAUCUCCUGUGACAGGUUACAUUGUUGAGAAGAAGGACAAGUGGGGUGACUGGGAAAAAGCCGUGGAAGUUCCUGCAGAAGAGACCAAAGCGACUGUACCCGAUUUGCUUCAAGGACAACCUUACGAAUUCAGAGUUCGGGCGGUCAAUAAGGCUGGACCUGGCGAACCGAGCGAAGCAACCGAUCCCGUCAUUGCUAAAUCGAGAAAAGUUCCACCAAAAAUCGAUCGAACGAAUCUCACAAAGGUUCGGGUCAAAGCCGGUCAAUCUUUUAACUUCGAUGUGAAUGUGAGCGGGGAACCAGCUCCGACUACCUCAUGGCUGUUGAAUGGGAAGAAGUUCCUCACUGGAGAUAAAAUUAAGCUGGAGGACGUACCUUAUAACACGAAGCUCAGCGCAAAACACGCCAGAAGAUCGGACAGUGGGAAAUACACCAUCGUCGCUACGAAUGAGCAUGGAAAGGAUGAAGCUGAAGUGGAAGUUAUAGUACUUGAUCACCCCUCGCCUCCCAACGGUCCUCUCAAGGUAGAGGACGUCCACGCGGAAGGCUGUAAUCUCAAGUGGUUCCCGCCUUCGGAUGAUGGCGGUGUUCCCGUCGACCACUACGAGGUUGAGAAGAUGGACCCCACGACCGGACAGUGGGUUCCUGCUGGCGAAACCAUUGGAUCGGACACUAGUCUCAAGCUAAAAGGUUUGCAACCAGGAAAGCCAUACAAAUUCAGAGUAAAAGCUGUUAAUCGACUCGGAGAAUCAGAACCUUUAGAAGCAACAAAACCUAUCAUUGCGAAGAAUCCUUAUGAUCCUCCGUCUGCACCGGGCCAACCCGAAAUAGCCGACUACGACAAAGAUUUCGUCACUCUCAAGUGGAAGAAGCCAAAGGAUGACGGAGGCUCUCCAAUUACUGGAUAUGUCAUUGAGAAGAAAGACAAAUACAACCCUGACUGGACGCCUAUUCAAGACGUUCCAGGAGAUGAGGAACGUGCAACAAUUCCCGACUUAGUGGAAGGCAACCAGUACGAGUUCCGUGUUCGUGCUGUCAACAAAGCUGGUACCAGUGAACCAAGUGACGCAACAGCUCCUCAUAUUGCCAAACACAAGAAGCUGCCACCAAAGAUUGACCGAAAUGCAAUGUUCAAUAUUCGUGUCAAGGAGGGUAAGACAUUUGAGCUUGACGUACCUGUCAGUGGUGAACCACCUCCGACCAAGAAGUGGAAUUUGGGAACCAAAGAUUGCUCCACGAUGACCCGGUGGACAGUUGUUCAUGAGGACUAUAGCACAAAGUUGUCGGUCAGAAACGCAGAAAGAGGAGACAGUGGUCAACUUACACUCACUGCCAGGAACAUGCAUGGAAACGAUUCUGCAACAAUCACGGUUACAGUGUUGGCACCUCCUACUGCACCAGAAGGCAUGGCGAUCUCCAAUGUAACCAAAGAGGGUUGUCAAGUGGCAUGGCGUCCACCCAAAGACGAUGGCGGAUCGGACAUUUCUCACUACGUGGUGGAGAAGAAGGACGCCGAGACUGGCAAGUGGCUCCCCGUGGGCGAAACCAUCAACCCCAUGAUUCGAGCAGAUAAACUCAUAGAAGGACACGAAUACAAUUUCAGGGUGAAGGCCGUGAAUAAAGAAGGAGAGUCUCCAUGGUUGUUCGGAAAAGAAGCCAUUGUUGCCAAAAACCCCUUCGAUCCACCGGAUAAACCUGGAGCUCCUCAAGUGGUUGAUUGGGAUAGCGAUCACGUGGAUGUAGCUUGGAACCCGCCUCGAAGGGAUGGAGGAGCACCCAUUACUGGCUACAUCAUCGAGAAGAAGCCCAAGAACAGCCCCGUGUGGGAGGAAGCUGCCAGGGUGAACGGUGCAGACCAAACUAGGGCCACAGUUCCCGCCCUCAAAGAGGGAGAGGAAUUGGAAUUCCGUGUCAUAGCUGUCAACAAGGCAGGACAAAGCGAACCGAGCGAGCCUUGCGUACCUUUCGUGGUUAAACCCAAGUAUCUGACACCGAGCUUGGAUACAUCUCUACUGCGCGAUUUAAAAGUAAGGGUUGGUCGCCCUAUCAACUACAUAAUACCCAUCAAAGGAGAACCCACUCCAACUGUGACUUGGACCAUUAACGGUAAACCUGCAGUCGCAAAGCGAAUCGAAAUUACAAGCACAAGCUCUCAAACCACCUUGGACAUCACCAAUUCCGAAAGAUCUGACUCUGGGAAAUACACACUCACCUUGCAAAACACCUCAGGCGUCGUGUCUGCUACAGCGAAUGUUACAGUCAUGGAUCGACCCACUCCACCUGAAGGUCCUUUAAGCAUAUCAGAUGUCUGCAAAGAUUCCGCGUCCUUGAGCUGGAAGGCCUCCAAAGACGACGGUGGUACUCCCAUCAAACACUACUUGGUAGAGAAGAUGGAUACUUCCCGCGGUACCUGGACCGAAGUCGGAACCACCCCUGACCUCAAAUUUAAAGUUCCCAAGCUCAUCUACAAAAAGAGGUACCAAUUCAGGGUUAAAGCUGUGAACGAAGUUGGUGAGUCAGAUCCUCUCGAAACGAAGGAAGUUAUUGUUGCCAAAGAUGCUUUCGAACCACCUCAAUCCCCAAGCAAACCGCAGGUAACAGAUUACGACAAGGACAAAGUGGAUCUUUCGUGGACAGCUCCAAAAGACACCGGUGGUGCUCCUCUGACGGGAUACAUCAUCCAAAAGAAGGAACGGGGCUCCCCUGUGUGGACCAAAGCUGCCGACGUUCCUGCUUCGCAGACAAAAGCUACUGUUCCUGGGCUGACAGAAGGCAACGACUAUGAAUUCAGAGUCAUUGCUGCUAAUAAGGCUGGUGAGAGUGAGCCGAGUGAACCGUCUGAUUUCGUGACGGCCAAACCAAAAUUCUUGGCUCCCAAGAUUACCACUCCCAUGCGUGAAAUGAAAGUUCGCGGAGGUUUGACACUGACGGCGGACAUUAAAUUCGUUGGCGAGCCAGCUCCCGAAGUGGAAUGGACAUUGCACGGAAAACCUGUCGUCACGGAGGACAGAGUGACCAUUUCGAAUUUCAGUGACCACACCAUUCUCAACAUUAUCGAUGCAAAGAGGACAGAUUCGGGACCUUACGUAUUGACGAUCAAGAAUGCCCACGGUAAAGACAGCGGUAUCCUCGAUGUCAAUGUAUUAGACAAACCCGGGCCACCACAAGGUCCACUUAACAUCGACGAAGUUGACAAAGACCGAGUGAAAUUGGCGUGGAAACCACCCAAGGAUGACGGUGGCAGUCCUUUGACUGGCUACAUUAUUGAGAAGAGGGACAAGACUCGCGGAGGCAGCUGGCUCCCGGCCGUUGCCUUUGUCAACCCCACCAGCCACAACUGUGUUGUGCCCAAACUAACGGAAGGUACUGAGUACGAGUUUCGUAUCAUGGCUCAGAAUGCAAAUGGCAUUUCUGAACCGCUGACCACGGACAAGCCUGUCGUCGCCAAAAGUCCAUAUGGUGUUCCAGGCAGACCAGGACAGCCAGAACCGGUGGAUUAUGAUCGCGACUUCAUCAAGUUGAAAUGGGAUCCUCCUAGGUCGAAUGGUGGUUCACCUAUCAUUGGGUACGACAUUGAAAGGAAAGACAAGAAGUCAAACCGAUGGGUUAAAGUGAACAAGCACCCAACACCGAGCUGUACAUUUGUAGAUGACACAGUUACUGACGGACACCAAUACGAAUAUAGAAUAACAGCACGAAAUGCUGCCGGAGCGGGACAGCCCAGUGAAGCGUCCAAGCCAAUUAUAGCCAAACCUAUGAAAGAAAAGCCAAAACUGCACUUGGACGGCCUCUAUGGCAAGGUCAUACGUGUCAAGGCUGGUGAUCCUUUGCGCAUCAACGUGCCCCUGACAGGUGCUCCAACACCCACAACCACUUGGACAAUGAAUGACAAGCCUCUUCCAUUGGUCAAUCGCAUUCAGACUGAAUCUGGAGAUGACAGCGUGGGGCUCUCCAUACCCGUGACCCAGAGAUCAGAUAGUGGAAAGUACACCAUCACAGCAAAGAAUGCACAUGGAGAAGAUUCUGCUGACGUCACAGUUCUGGUCUAUGAUAAACCUGGUGCUCCUAAAAAUAUAGAAUAUCCAGAAGUCACCGCUAAUUCUAUCACCCUGAAAUGGAAGAAACCUGAUGACGAUGGAGGAUCAGAUAUUACCGGAUACCAGGUGGAGAAAUGCGAGGUGGGCGUCGAGCGCUGGAUGCCGGUCACUUCAUUCUGCCCCACCCCUACCUGCAUCGUUAGGAAUUUGGAAGAAGGGAAGCAAUACCGAUUCAGAAUUCGGGCUGAAAAUAUGUAUGGCGUCAGCGACCCAUUGGAAGGAAAGCCCGUUUACGCCAAGAAUCCGUUUGAUACGCCAGAAGCACCGGGACAACCAAAGGUCAAAGAUUUCGGUCCAAACUUUGCCAACAUUUCAUGGACGCCUCCGACCAGCGAUGGCGGAAAGCCUAUUACAGGUUACAUAAUUGAAAAGCGAGAGCGAGGUAAUCCUGAUUGGUACAAGGUAAAUUCUUUCCCAACUCCCCACACGGAAUUCAAUGUGCCGAAUCUCAACGAGGGCAAGACCUACGAGUUCAGAGUCACUGCUGUCAAUGAGGGUGGACCAGGGAAGCCCAGUAAACCGUCUAACCCAAUUACUGCCAAAGAGCAAAAGUUUGCUCCGAGCGCUCCGGACAUGCCUCGAGUGGACAAAGUGACCAAGAAUUCGGUCACUCUCUCCUGGAGCAAACCUCUGCAUGAUGGUGGAAGCAAAAUUCAAGGCUAUCUCAUUGAAAAGAAGCCAAAGGGUGCUAAGGAGUGGGAUAUCAUUAAUAAUGUUCCUCAUCCGGACACGACUUUUACGGUUCCGAACCUUACGGAAGGUGAAGAGUACGAGUUCAGAGUGAUAGCCGUUAACGAUAUUGGAGAUAGUCCGCCCAGCAAACCGUGUGCCCUCGUCAAAGUUGAAGACCAACCAGAUAAACCAAGAAUUGACGCUGGUGCCCUGAAAGACAUCACUGUAAAAGCCGGACAGGAAUUCAGUCUCACGGCUCCAUUUUCCGGGUUUCCAAAACCGAAUGCCAUCUGGUCGAGGAAUGAGAUUGAUCUCGAUGACAAGGAUCCGAGAUGCUUUUUCAAAGUGGGAGAUGACUAUGCUGUUCUUGGUAUUUCGAACGCAAAACGAUCAGAUUCCGGCCAGUACAAACUAUUCCUGAAAAACAUUUCCGGUUUUGACACAUGCUACUGCAAAGUGACAGUUUUAGAUCGUCCUGGUCCUCCGGAGAAUCUUCGCGCCGAAGAAGUCGAAGGGGACUCUUUGACCCUGAAGUGGAAUCCACCCAAGGAUGAUGGUGGUGCAGAAGUGAGCAACUACAUUGUAGAGAAGCGGGAGAAAGGCACGAGCAUUUGGUCCAGAGUGAGCAGCUUUGUUACUGGUACUGCCACCAGGGUUCGCAAUCUCAUUGUUGGCAAGCAGUAUGAGUUUAGGGUUAUGGCUGAGAACUUAUACGGGACGAGUGAUCCCUGCACCAUGGAGCCCAUCUACGCAAAACUGCCUUACAAUCCUCCUGGUGCACCAGGAAUUCCACAUUCUGUCGAAACUAGUACAGACUCAAUCACCCUGUCUUGGACAAAACCCAGGACCGAUGGUGGAAGCCCAAUAACAGGAUACGUCCUUGAAAAGCGAAAGAUUGGCGAUAACAAAUGGGUUAGAGCAACAAAUGUAACAAUACCAGACUUGACCUACCGUGUGCCAGGUCUUCAGGAAAAUCAAGAAUACGAGUUUAGAGUAGCUGCUUGCAAUGCUGCUGGGCAAGGACCUUGGAGUUCAAAUUCCGACGGAAUUGUGGCUAGGAUGCCACCUUGUCCACCGAAGAUGGAUACAAGCUUUGCCAUGAGGGAUUUGACUAUUCCAGCUGGUGAACCAUUUACCAUUCGUGUACCAUACAUCGGUAGCCCACCACCUAAAGCAACAUGGACAGUCAAUCAAAACGAGAUCAGACAAGACGAUCGCGUAACCAUGGAGGUUGGUGAUGAAUUCGUCGUCUUAAUUAACCACAAGAGCAAAAGAGAAGAUUCCGGACGUUAUACUUUGAAACUGGCAAACUCACAAGGUUCUGAUUCUGCUUCUUGUAAAGUAACAGUCGUCGAUAAGCCUGGGCCACCCCAAGGACCUCUAGAAAUCUCAGACAUUACUCCGGAAAACUGCUCAUUGUCAUGGAAACCACCUGCGGAUGAUGGCGGUAGUCCGGUAACUAACUAUGUGGUUGAAAAACUAGAUCCAGCCUUGAAUGCAUGGAUGAAAGUCAGCAGCUAUGUCCGCGGCUGCCAUUAUGACGUCAUUGGCUUGGAACCCAAUAAGAAGUACAGUUUCCGAGUUUGCGCCGAAAAUCAAUACGGCGUUGGACCACCACUGACAUCGGAGAAGCCAAUUAUUGCUAAAUUCCCCUUCGAUGUUCCCAGUGCACCAGGGACACCUCAAAUUACGGAUUCUGAUGAGAGUAGUGUAAAUCUGAUUUGGGAGAGACCCAAGAGUGACGGUGGCUCCAAGAUCCAGGGCUACCAGGUUGAGUACAGGGAUCCGAGGGAUGGAAGGUGGAAGCCAGCAUCCGAACAGCUCGUCAAGGACACUUCUUUCAGAGUACCAAACUUGAGUGAGAAUGUGGACUAUGAAUUCCGUGUGAAAGCCAAAAAUGCUGCAGGUUUCAGCACUCCAAGCAAACCAACAUCUUCAUUUAGACUCAAGACCAAAUCAAAUGUACCAUCUCCUCCUCUGAAUGUGAGACCAGGAAAGAUAGGAAAAUCCUAUAUCGAUCUGAAAUGGGACAAGCCAAGAACAGACGGAGGAAGCAAGAUCACAGGUUACGUAGUUGAACGCAAGGAAAGGAACAGCAAUGUUUGGAUUCGUGCCAACGACUACAUAUGUCCAGAUUGUGAGUACACAGUCCUCAAUCUUAUGGAAUUUCAUGACUACGAAUUCCGCGUCUUUGCCGUGAACGCUGCAGGAAAAAGCGACCCCAGCGCCGCCACGAUGCCAAUCAAGGUGACGGAGGUUGCUGAUGGCUUGAAACCUGAGUUUAUCAGGCCUUUAUCGAAUAAGAGUUGCAACUUGAAAAAGGCCAUUGCUCUGGAGUGUGAAGGCGUAGGAAAACCAUUCCCAACAGCCCGAUGGUUCAAGAAUGGGCGUGAAAUCCAUCCCGCCGGCCGCAUCACUCAGAAGGACAUGGACACUGGCAUCUUUAAGCUGGUCUUCUCUGAACUGUGGGACACGGACGAGGGAGAGUACACGUGCGAGCUCAGUAACAGUCUCGGCUCAGUCAAGUGCUCUGCAAAACUCAGCAUUGCCGCUGCACCGAAAAUCGAAAGAUGCCCGAAUGAAGUAUCUUUCCCCGAACACGACAACGGCAAGAUCAAAAUCUUCUUCUCCGGCACAGGUCCUUUCGACGUCCAACUCUUCAAAGACGGCUUGGAAGUCAAAGAGGACAAACAUCUCAAGUACACGGUGUUUGACGAUUACGUCAUCAUUUACUUGAGGGAAGCCUUGAAAACGGACGAAGGGAAGUACAAGCUCGUUGUGAAGAACGAUAGUGGUCAAGCUGAUGGCUGCUUCGCCUUAACAGUAACAGGACUGCCCGGUCCACCCCAAGGUCCCCUGGAGGUGUCUGACAUCACCCAGCACACAGCUACUAUCAGCUGGAGGCCGCCUUUGCACGAUGGAGGCAGCAAGAUUACCAACUACGUCGUAGAAAGAAAAGAAACAAGUCACAGCCAAUGGGUUGUAGCCUCAAGCUACUGCAGAGAAUUAGUUUUCACUGCUCAGGGACUCACAGAAGGAGGUGAAUACCUCUUCCGAGUGAUGGCCGUCAACGAAAAUGGACAAAGUCUUCCACUCGAAGGGACUAAUCCAAUUAUUGCUAAAUUGCCGUAUGAUAAGCCAAGUGCUCCUGGCGUUCCCACAGUCACCGAAGUCGGUGGAGACUUCGUGAAUCUCUCUUGGGAAAAACCGGAGAGUGACGGAGGAAGCCGCAUUCAAGGAUACUGGGUGGAGAAGCGGGAGGUGGGAACGUUGGCGUGGCAGCGCGUGAGCCCCGCCCUCUCCAUCACCACCCAGAUCAACAUUUCCAAUCUGAUCGAGGACAGACAGUACGAGUUCAGGGUGUUUGCGGUCAACGAGGCCGGAAUGAGCCCUCCUUCAUCAAAUUCAACGUCAGUCAAGAUCAGAGAUCCCAAUGCUGCCGUUCCGCCUGAAUUUGUCAUUCCUCUGAGGAACACAAUGGCUGUGCAGAACAAAAGUGCUCAGUUCACUUGCAAGGUUUCUGGGAACCCAAAACCGCAAGUUGUCUGGUACAAGGGCACGAGGGAAUUGAUGGAUGGUGGAAAGUACACGAUGCUGAAGGACGGCGACACCUACUCUUUGGUCAUCAGUGAAGUGUAUGGAGAAGACGCCGACGAGUAUGCUUGCAGAGCAACCAACAAGGGUGGAUCCCGAACAUCCAGAGCAGAACUUUUCAUCAAAACUGCUCCACACAUUUACGUCCCUCCCCGCUUCCGGGAGCUGGCCUGCUUCGAAAAAGGAGAGAACGUCACCUUGAAGAUCCCGUUCACCGGAUACCCGAAACCGAAGAUCAAGUGGUCGAAGGAGGGUGAAGAGAUCGAGAGCGGCAUGAAAUACGACGUGGCCGUUGGGGAAAGACACGCUAUACUCACCAUACGGGACGUGCAGAAGUACGACAAUGGACCAUACAGAAUUGUUGCUGAAAAUGAACUUGGUGUGGAUUCAGCCAUUAUCAAAGUACAGAUAAAUGAUAAGCCUGAUCCACCCCGUUUCCCAGUCGUUGAGAGUGUUUGUGACGAUUUCGUCACAUUAUCAUGGAAGCCUCCUCUCUGGGAUGGUGGCAGCCACGUGAGCAGCUACUUGGUUGAGAAGCAAGAAUGUCCAAUGACCAGCUGGAUCCGUUGCGGAAAUACCAGAUUCACAUACCACACAAUAUCGGGUUUGAACCCUGGGAAAGAUUAUGUGUUCAGAAUUUAUGCGGAGAAUAUUUACGGAAGAAGCGAUCCCAGUGAACCCACACAGCUCAUUACCACCAAGCUAAAAGAAAAAGAUGCCGCUAGAAGAAAACACAUAAUGUUGGAUGCCCAGGGUAGACGUGUACGUGGAAAAUCGGAAGGAAAAAUUAGGAACUAUGACCAGUUUGUGUUCGACGUUUUUGACAAGUACAUCGCACAACCAGUUGACAUAAAAACGUCAAAUGUCUACGACAAAUACGACAUACUAGAAGAAAUUGGAACGGGUGCUUUCGGUGUGGUCCACCGUUGCAGGGAGCGUAAGACCGGCAACAUCUUUGCCGCCAAAUUCAUUCCGGUCAACCACCCUCUGGAAAAGUCCCUCAUCAAGAAGGAAAUCGACGUCAUGAACCACCUGCAUCAUCCCAAACUGGUGCAUCUACACGACGCAUUCGAAGACGACGAUGAGAUGGUGCUUAUUUACGAAUUCAUGGCUGGUGGUGAAUUGUUCGAGAAAAUCACAGACGACAACUACAACAUGUCCGAAGCUGAAGUCAUCAACUACAUGAGGCAAAUAUGCGAAGGAAUGAAACACAUGCACGAGAAAAACAUCAUACACUUGGACAUCAAGCCAGAAAACAUCAUGUGCCAGACGAAGACGGGCAACGCCAUCAAGUUGAUCGACUUCGGCCUGGCGACGAAGCUCGACCCCAACGAAGUGGUCAAGAUUUCGACCGGCACCGCGGAGUUCGCAGCCCCGGAGAUCGUUGACCGCCAGGCAGUCGGUUUUUACACCGAUAUGUGGGCUGUUGGUGUACUCGCUUACGUUCUAUUGAGUGGUCUUUCACCUUUCGCUGGAGACAAUGACGUCGAAACGUUGAAAAACGUUCGUGCCUGUGACUGGGAAUUCGAUGACGAAGCGUUUGCUCACAUUUCCAAUGAGGGCAAAGAUUUCAUCAGCAAACUCUUGGUGCGCAACAAGGACAAGAGGAUGACCGCCCACGAGUGUCUAGAACAUCCAUGGCUGAAGGGAGACUUGACUCAUGAUACCAAAGUUCGCAUUCCAAGCAGAAGAUACGUCAAGUUCAGGGACGGCAUGCGGGAAAGAUACGCCGAUUCCUGGAAUAACUGUUUACUACCAUUUGGUCACAUUGCAAACUACAGUUCCUUACGAAAGCUACAGCAAGAAAAGUACAAAAUUCACGAUUUCUAUUUUGAUCGUUUGCAAGCCGCUCCUCGUUUCGUCAUCCGUCCCCAGAGCACGUUCUGCUACGAAGGACAGAGUGCCAAGUUCUUCUGCAGAGUCACAGCACCAGCACCACCCACGGUGUCUUGGUACCGCGACAGUGGCGAGCUGAGGCAGAGCGUGAAGCACAUGAAGAGGUACGAGGGCAACGACUACUACUUCGUCAUCAAUCGCUGCAGACUGGAUGACAGAGGGGAGUACAUCAUCAAAGCAGAAAACCACUACGGCACCAGGGAGGAACCAGUCUUCCUCAACGUGCACUCUGUUCCUAUUGACAUUCCAAAGGUUGUUCUUGAUGAACCAGUAAGGAAACGGCAGGACUUAGGGCCCAGUAUAACGUACGAAGAGCCGAAGGAUUGUCCGCCUCUGUUCACCUUCCUUCUCAGGCCUCGAGUCAUCCAAGUGGGAAUCGGGGUUAAACUUCUUGCCUGUGUCUCCGGAAAGCCCUUGCCAGACAUCCGAUGGUUCAAGGAUGGCCGGGAAGUGGGCAAGCACAUGUACAGUGUUUCAUUCAACGACGGUGUCGUGGUCUUGGAGAUUCCUUCUUGCACACUGGAAGACGCUGGCACCUACAUCUGUACGGCAACCAAUUCUCUAGGAGAAGACAGAACCACAUGUACAGUGAGGGUGGAAGAUCGCAGAGUUCCUCCGUCUUCUCGUGUACAGUCUCCCAUCAGUCUUACACCGCGUGUUGCUACUCCAACGUCUAUGUAUAGGACGGGAUCUGUGAAGAGCCCGUAUGCAGGAAAGCCAGCGCCAGCAAAAGCUAAGGACACUGUUCAAUCCACAUUGUCUGCUGCUGCUUCCCGACUGGCCGCCCCAGAUGCCACCAAGAGGAUUCCGAAACCGUAUGGAAAGAAGGACAAAGGAGAAGGACAGUCGAUGAGAUCCAGAACAGCUACCAAAGAACUACAAAUUCCUGAGGACAAGCCGAUGACGGAACCCAAGUUCACCCAGACCUUAGGAGACAGAACUGUGAAAGAUGGUGAAUCCGUGACGUUGAAGUGCACUGUGUCCGGUGAUCCCGAACCUCAAGUAGAAUGGACGAAAAAUGGAUCAGUGGUUCAUUCGUCGAAAGAAGUGAGCUUGAAGUACAAGCUGGGCGCAGCCACCCUAACAAUAGAAGAAAUCUUCCCUGAAGAUGCCGGGGAAUAUGUAUGCAAAGCCACUAAUUCAGUGGGAACUGCAUCUACCAAAUGCAAACUUCAAGUGAAAGCAUCCAAGUCGAAGGAGAAAGGUGAAAAGAAGGACAAAGGGGAUCAACCACCUAAAAUACUGGAACAUCUUCAGAGCAGAGUUGUCAAAGACGGCGAUCCUGUUACUUUACAGUGCACGAUAUCAGGUCAGUCCGCCUUCGAUGUCGUCUGGUUGCACAACAAUAAGGAAAUCAAGCCGAGCGAAGACUUUCAGUAUGUGCACGAGGGUGAUGUGUUCAAGUUGAUCAUACCCGAGAUCUUCCCUGAAGAUUCGGGAACUUACACCUGCGACGCUUUCAACGACAAUGGUGAAGUUUUCAGCACCUGCACGCUGGAGGUUCAAGUGCCUUCAGAGAAGUCUAAGGGCCCAGAAUUCGCUACGUAUCCUGUCUCUUUGGCUAUUCAUGAAGGCCAACCAGCUGUCUUCACUGCAGUUUUGAAAAAAGAAGCCAAAAAAGUCGAGUGGGCUAAGGACGGACGAAUCAUUGAGGAGUCACCCCGAACGAAGCUGAUUUCCCAAGGAUGCAAGUACACACUCUCUAUACCAAGUGCAGUACUGGCAGAUAUGGGACAAUAUGUCUUCACAGCCACUGACCAUAAUGGAGAAAAUGAAGCUUCCGUUUCACUUAUGGUGUUCAAUGGAUAAGGUUUUUAAACUAUUUUAACCCAUUCAUCAUUUUCUUGGACGCCAAGACCAUCGAGGAUGUCUCCUGUCAUCAUACGAACCUUCGAUUUUAAACGAAACCGAUAUUUGUUCACGUCGACUGACUUAACCUGUGUUGGCUUACAGGUGUCAAAUUACCCCUUCAUGCCCCCGCAAUGCAUUUUUUACUUUAUUUCCUUCACAUGCAGUCCUUUUAGAACAUUUUUAAAGAUUUGAUGUGCACAGCUAAUAGCUUAUGCAAAAAAUAUUAUGCAAGCUUGGCACUGGACACAGUUUAAUUUUUAAGCCUAUCUUUGAUUUUUUUCUGUAACUUUUCACUUUUCUUUGACUUAGAUUUUAAUCCAUUUUUAAGGAAACUUUUUAGUAUUAUUUUUUAUGAAGAGAUUAAAAACGAAAUAAUUUUUUUUUUUUUCAAAACCUUUUUUUAUACUCAUUACUCCUGUACUUUCCGUUUCAGGAGUAAAAUUUUCUGCUGAAGUUAAGUCGAGGAUUUUAAAUUUUUCAACCAACCGGUGAAGAUGUACAUACUUGAAAUGUUGAGUUCAAACAUGCAAGUGUUGAUCAACAAAUAUUGUUAAACAUAAUGUGCACACAAACUUUCUUUCUAUAAACAAAUACAAUAUGUGCUAAAUUAAAAAAAAAAAAAAAAAACCGUAACAAUGUUUAACGAAUUUUUAUACAUAUUGUAACAACUUAUAGAACAAACGUUGAUUCGUACAUUUGUAAAUACACUGUUAAAAAUUCAGGAAGAUUUUCUGGUAAUUAUUAAUGUAAAAUGGCAUCGCUAACGCAUCGCUGAUUUUUACGGUAAUUUAUACCGGAGAAAUAAGCGAUCCCAGCACCAAUUGGUUGCUGUGGUCUACCGAGGAAACCGUAAAAUUUUACAGUAACAUUUGAUUUUUACGGUAAUAGUUACUGGCAACAUGGAUGCCAGUAACAAUUACCGUAAAUUUUCCGGAAAAUUUUUAACAGUGUAGACUUGCUUUGACCUCAAAAUUUCAAGUAUGAGCCUUUGAGAACACACUAUUAUACGCAUUACUGUUUAUUACUCAAUGAUGGAUUAAAAUCUAUAUAGUUUGUAAUGAAAUAAGCAUGUACAUAUUUAUGUAUAUAUAUAAAUAUAUAUUGAUUCUUAUGGUAAGCUUUUAAAAGCCAAAAAAAGGAAUUAAACUAUUAUCCUCCUGCCUUUUUUUGGCCAGAAAGCUUACUACAGAGAAUCAGUAUGUACAGAUAUUAUCUUUUACAGAGAACAUAAUGUGAGAUUGCUACGCCUUAUGUCAUAUUAUGCAAUUUAAACUCGUUACAUGAUUUUUGCAACGAAUAAAAUGUAUAAGCAAAUGCCCCUGUCAUAUGUGUUUGUUUUUAUUAAAGAAAA